AUUCACUUCAUACACCUAUUUCCAUUUCUUCUUCUUCUUCUUCUUCCUUUCUCUCUCAAUUAUCUCAAAUCCCAACAACUUCUUCAAUAGUUCAUCAUAGUCAUCAAACCCCAUUUCAAGAAAAUCCCAAAAAAAAUUCUCUAUUAUCUUAUACAUAUCCCUUUUUUUCAUCUCAAAAAAAAAAUUAAUCCAAAUCUUUCUCAAACAAGUUUAUAACCUACUUACAAACACAAGAAAUUAACAUGAGUUAGUUCGUUAUAAUCUGUCUUAUUUUCCAGAUUACUAAUCUCACUCGUCGCGCUUUAUUACCUUUUCCCCUUUUUCGAAAAACCAUGGAGUUAUUUCCAUCACAACUUGAUUUAUCUUUACAAAUUAGCCCUCCAAAUACUACUACUACUACUACUCAUCAAGAAGAAAAUAAUAAUAUGGAUUUGGGAUUUUGGACAAGAGCUUUGGAAUCAAGAAAAUCCCAUAAUAAUAUUCAUACUAACACUUCUUGUUUUGACCUAUCUUUAUCAUCAAAUAUUCCAAAACCCAGUAGUAUUAAUAUUAAUGUUAAUACUACAACUCAUCAAGAACCUAAUUACCCUUCUAGCCAAUAUUUCAUAAAUAACCCUUUUAGUACUCCUCCUCAUCAUCAUCAUCAUAAUCUUGGUUAUUUUAGACCUAUAAGUGGAGUUCCAUUAUACAAUAAUCAAAACCCUACAACUACAUUACCUAUAAUACCAUCUUCUCAUCCUAAUACUUUUAAUAAUUAUAAUAUUAACCCUAUAUCUUCAUCAAAUAGCCACUUUCAAUCCUAUAAUCAUCAUCAUAAUCAUCAAAAUGGGCUAAUGAGAUCAAGAUUUUUUUCAAGAUUUCCAACAAAAAGAAGUAUGAGAGCUCCAAGAAUGAGAUGGACAAGUACACUUCAUGCUCGUUUUGUUCAUGCUGUUGAGCUAUUGGGUGGACAUGAAAGAGCAACACCCAAGUCAGUUCUUGAGCUUAUGGAUGUGAAAGAUCUCACUUUGGCUCAUGUUAAAUCUCAUUUACAGAUGUAUCGAACGGUAAAAACAACUGAUAAAUCAGCAGCAGGAGCAGCUUCUUCAGGACAGUCAGAGGUGUUUGAUAAUGUGUCAUCUGGGGAUAAUUCUGAUGAUUUAGUGCUUGAAAUUCAAAAUUCAAACAAGUCUGAAUUUUCAUCAGUUCACAAUUAUGGUGGACUUUGGAGUAAUUCUUCAAGCAGGGAAAGUUGGCAGUUGCAUGGCAAUAAUCUAGAAGAUUAUCAUGGAAAUAUACCUUCUUUAAAGAAAGACAUGGAAGCAAAAUGCACAAGUUAUGAAGGAAUAUCAACAGAAGUGAGCUCAUCAAGCAUAACACAUGAAGCAAGUCCAAAGAAGCCUAAUUUGAAUUUCACUUUGGGAUUUCCUAAUAUUUCAUAGUAUUUAUAAAAAAAAAAAAAUAUCAAAAGUUUUUUGCAUGGAGCAAAAAAGUAGUACUCAUUUUGAAAUCAUUAGUAAAAAGAAAGGCAAAAAAAAAAAAGUGAAAUGAAAAAAGACAAGGAGACAAGAAAAAGCAAGAAAAAAAGAAAAAGGAGGGGAAAAAAAAGUACAUUUUCCUUUUUCCAUUUAUAUAUAAUAUAUAAUAUAAUAUUCUUGUGAUAAUAUCCAAAUCAAAUAGUACAUUAUGAAAUUGUUCA
Molecule: messenger RNA, 1678 nt
Organism: Capsicum annuum
Lineage: Eukaryota; Viridiplantae; Streptophyta; Magnoliopsida; Solanales; Solanaceae
Product: probable transcription factor KAN2
Exons: 6
Coding region: 333-1421 (362 amino acids)
Biological process (GO): abaxial cell fate specification; regulation of DNA-templated transcription
Cellular component (GO): nucleus
Molecular function (GO): transcription cis-regulatory region binding
Source: RefSeq, a predicted model, not a curated record